Messenger RNA from Jatropha curcas, 5747 nucleotides. It is a transcript of the gene ATMIN7, whose product is annotated as HOPM interactor 7. Gene Ontology annotation, cellular component: trans-Golgi network. Gene Ontology annotation, molecular function: guanyl-nucleotide exchange factor activity. NCBI's taxonomy places the organism in Eukaryota, Viridiplantae, Streptophyta, Magnoliopsida, Malpighiales, Euphorbiaceae. The record is from RefSeq and is a predicted model, not a curated record. Gene Ontology annotation, biological process: regulation of ARF protein signal transduction.
CAGGUAGCUCCUUUCCUUGUAAUCAAAUCCGGGCAUCGUUCGGGCUCCGCGCGACUGCCCCCCGUAGUGACAGCAACUCUGAGAAAGAGAGAUCCACUCGACUCCCUCUCUUCUCAAUUUCCAGAUCUCUACCCAUCAUUUCUUACUACUAAUCCAAUCCAAACAAGAAUAGAUAGAGAUGGCUGCUGGAGGUUUUGUGAGCCGAGCAUUCGAGUCAAUGCUCAAGGAAUGUUCGGGCAAGAAGUAUUCCGAUCUUCAAAAGGCUAUUCAAAGUUACAUCGAUAGUACCAAAUUGGCGAAUCAGCAAUCUAAAUCAAGCGAAACAAAUCAAGCAUUGUCAGUGGCUGGAGCUGAGGGUUCAGUUGAACUAGAAGGUGGAGCUGCAAAAGCCGGAACACAAUCAGAUCAGUCAGGAACUGUUCCACAGACUUCUGAGGAAGCACAGAGUGCUAAACCAGUGGGUAACAUCGGAAACAUCACAGUUGCAUUAGCAAAUGCUGGGCAGACAUUAGAUGGAGCUGAAGCAGAGCUUGUUUUGAAUCCGCUUCGUCUUGCAUUUGAGACAAAGAAUUUAAAAAUCUUGGAACCUGCUUUGGAUUGUCUUCAUAAACUCAUUGCUUAUGAACAUUUAGAGGGGGAUCCUGGCCUAGAAGGUGGUAAAAAUGUCCCGCUGUUUACUGACAUUCUGAACAUGGUUUGCAAUUGUGUUGAUAAUUCUUCACCUGACAGUACAAUUUUGCAAGUGCUAAAGGUGCUUCUGACUGCAGUGGCAUCCACAAAAUUUAGAGUUCAUGGGGAGCCUUUGUUGGGAGUAAUCAGAAUAUGCUACAAUAUUGCCUUGCACAGCAAGAGCCCCAUAAAUCAAGCAACAUCAAAGGCAAUGCUGACACAGAUGAUCAGCAUUGUAUUCAGGAGAAUGGAAUCUGAUCCUCAAAUUGAGGUUUCUACUUCAUCUAGUUCAGCUGGGGAUGUAGAAUCUACUUCAACUGAGAAAUUGGCUGCAAAAGUUGAAGAGACUCCAAAUGUGGACCAAAGCGAGGAAGGCGUUACUUUGGGUGAUGCACUUAACCAGAUUAAAGAGACAUCUCUUGCAUCCGUUGAGGAACUCCAGAAUCUUGCUGGGGGUGCUGAUAUUAAGGGUCUGGAGGCUGUUCUUGACAAAGCUGUGCAAAUUGAAGAUGGUAAAAAGAUGACACGAGGAAUGGACCUAGAGAGCAUGAGCAUUGGACAACGGGAUGCAUUACUGGUAUUUCGCACCCUUUGCAAGAUGGGUAUGAAGGAAGAUAAUGAUGAAGUUACAACCAAGACAAGGAUUUUGUCUCUAGAGCUUCUGCAGGGUUUGUUAGAAGGAGUCAGUCAUUCAUUUACAAAGAACUUCCAUUUUAUUGACUCUGUGAAAGCAUAUCUUUCAUAUGCUUUGUUGCGGGCCUCAGUUUCACAGUCUUCUGUCAUAUUUCAGUAUGCAACUGGAAUCUUCUCAGUUCUUCUGUUGCGCUUCAGGGAAAGUCUUAAAGGUGAAGUUGGUGUCUUUUUUCCAUUGAUAGUUCUACGAUCAUUGGAUGGCUCAGAAUGUCCUAUUAACCAAAAAAUGAGUGUUCUUCGGAUGCUUGAGAAAGUGUGCAAGGAUCCUCAAAUGCUUGUUGAUGUAUAUGUGAACUAUGACUGUGAUCUUGAGGCACCAAACUUGUUUGAACGCAUGGUAACCACUCUGUCCAAAAUAGCUCAAGGAACUCAAAGUGCAGAUCCAAAUUCUGUUGCUUUAUCACAGGCUAACUCAAUUAAAGGCUCAUCACUUCAGUGUUUAGUGAAUGUGCUUAAAUCACUAGUUGAUUGGGAGAAGUUAUGUAGAGAAUCUGAAAAGAAGAGUAAAAGAUCUGAGUACCUUGAAGAAGAGAUUUCAGCUGGAGAACCUGGUGAGAUAAAAAGCAGGGAAGAUGGGCCCAAUAACUUUGAAAAGGCUAAGGCUCACAAAUCUACAAUGGAAGCUGCUAUUGGAGAGUUCAACCGGCAGCCUGUUAAGGGCAUAGAGUAUUUGAUAUCAAAUAAGCUGGUGGAAAAUAAUCCUAUUUCAGUCGCACAAUUUCUAAGAAGUACUCCCAAUUUGAACAAGACUGUUAUUGGUGAUUUUUUGGGUCAACAUGAGGAGUUUCCCCUUGCUGUCAUGCAUGCUUAUGUGGAUUCCAUGAAGUUUUCCGGAAUGAAGUUUGACACUGCAAUUCGUGAAUUUCUUAAAGGGUUCCGACUUCCUGGAGAAGCUCAAAAGAUAGAUCGCAUCAUGGAAAAGUUUGCAGAAAGGUAUUGUGCAGAUAAUCCAGGUCUUUUCAAAAAUGCAGACACCGCAUAUGUUCUUGCAUAUGCAGUUAUAAUGCUGAAUACUGAUGCCCAUAAUCCACUGGUGUGGCCUAAAAUGUCUAAGUCUGAUUUUAUACGCAUGAAUGUGAUGAAUGAUGCUGAAGAUUGUGCCCCAACAGAUCUAUUGGAAGAGAUCUAUGACUCCAUUGUUAAAGAAGAAAUAAAAAUGAAAGAUGAUGCAGCUGAUAUUGGCAAAAGCAGACAAAAAUCAGAAAGUGAAGAGAGAGGCCACCUUGUCAAUAUUCUGAAUCUGGCUCUCCCCAAAAGAAAGUCAUCAGCUGAUGCCAAGUCUGAGAGUGAAGCUAUAAUUAAGCAGACACAAGCAAUAUUCCGGAAGCAAGGAGCAAGAAGAGGAAUUUUCCAUACUGUACAACAGAUUGAAAUUAUAAGGCCUAUGGUUGAAGCUGUAGGAUGGCCUCUGCUUGCUACUUUCUCUGUGACCAUGGAGGAAGGUGAAAACAAGCCAAGGGUGGUCCUCUGCAUGGAGGGGUUUAAAGCUGGGAUACACAUUACACAUGUUCUGGGAAUGGAUACCAUGCGCUAUGCUUUCUUAACAUCAUUGGUCCGAUUUACUUUCUUGCAUGCCCCGAAGGAAAUGCGGAGUAAAAAUGUUGAAGCUUUGCGGACUUUACUUGCACUAUCGGACUCAGAAACUGAUUCCCUUCAGGACACAUGGAAUGCAGUUUUGGAAUGUGUUUCUCGGCUUGAAUUUAUUACUUCAACUCCUGCUAUUGCUGCAACUGUCAUGCAUGGAUCAAACCAGAUUUCCAGGGAUGCUAUUCUUCAAUCCCUAAGAGAACUGGCUGGGAAACCUGCUGAACAAGUUUUUGUCAAUAGUGUUAAAUUGCCCAGUGAUUCUGUUGUGGAAUUCUUCACUGCUCUCUGUGGUGUAUCAGCUGAGGAAUUAAAACAGACUCCUGCUCGUGUUUUCAGUUUGCAAAAGCUUGUUGAGAUCAGUUAUUACAAUAUGGCUCGUAUACGAAUGGUCUGGGCUAGGAUAUGGUCUGUCCUUGCAAAUCAUUUUAUUUCUGCUGGUAGCCAUCGUGAUGAGAAAAUUGCCAUGUAUGCCAUUGAUUCACUAAGGCAGCUUGGUAUGAAGUAUCUGGAGCGUGCUGAGCUUGCGAAUUUCACUUUCCAGAAUGACAUUCUGAAACCAUUUGUUGUUCUUAUGCGGAAUAGUCGAAGUGAUACCAUACGGAGAUUAAUCGUUGACUGUAUUGUUCAGAUGAUCAAAUCUAAAGUUGGAAGCAUAAAAUCUGGAUGGCGUAGUGUUUUUAUGAUUUUCACAGCAGCUGCAGAUGAUGAACUGGAGUCAAUUGUGGAAAGUGCCUUUGAAAAUGUUGAACAGGUUAUCUUGGAACACUUUGAUCAGGUUGUUGGGGAUUGUUUUAUGGAUUGUGUCAACUGUCUAAUAAGGUUUGCCAAUAAUAAAACUUCUCACCGUAUAAGUUUGAAGGCUAUUGCACUUCUCCGCAUAUGCGAGGAUCGGUUGGCAGAGGGCCUCAUACCUGGUGGUGCUCUGAAGCCCAUUGAUGAUAAUGUUUAUGCAACCUUUGACAUGACCGAGCACUAUUGGUUCCCAAUGCUAGCUGGUUUGUCAGAUCUGACGUCGGAUGCAAGACCUGAGGUCAGAAGUUGUGCAUUAGAAGUUCUAUUUGAUUUACUGAAUGAGAGAGGAAACAAGUUUUCAACAUCAUUUUGGGAGAGCAUUUUCCAUAGAGUCUUGUUUCCCAUUUUUGAUCAUGUGAGACAUGCUGGAAAGGAAAGCUUAAUCUCUUCUGAUGAUGAAUGGUUUCGAGAAACCAGCAUUCAUUCCCUUCAGUUAUUGUGCAACCUUUUUAACACAUUCUACAAGGAGGUCUGCUUCAUGUUGCCUCCACUUCUGAGUUUGCUUCUGGAUUGUGCAAAAAAGACUGAUCAGACUGUGGUUUCCAUCUCAUUGGGUGCAUUAGUGCAUCUCAUUGAAGUUGGAGGCCACCAGUUUAGUGAGAAUGACUGGGAGACAUUAUUGAAAAGCAUAAGAGAUGCUUCAUAUACAACACAACCGCUUGAGUUGCUUAAUGCUUUGAGUUUCGAGAACCCCAAAAGCCCUAGGGUGCUAGCUGCAGAUGCAGAGGUCACUACCAGUGAUGUUGCAGAUAACCAUCUGCUUCCUAAUGGUGAUGAUGGAAAGGUAUCUCCUUUGGCAUCUCCAAAAAGCUCUCGUGGUCAUGGCAUUGGAGGGAAUCCUACUGCAUUGGUCUUAGCAGAUCACAGUCAAGAAUCUGGUUUGCAGAGCAAUUUGGAUGCAUCAGAAGGUCUUCCAUCACCAUCAGGAAGAUCGCAUAAACCUGCAGAAAUCCAAAGGAAUCAAACGUUUGGUCAAAAAAUAAUGGACAAUUUUUUCCUCAGGAAUCUUACCUCCAAAUCAAAGGCUCCUGCUUCAGACACCUCAGUACCAUCAUCUCCAACUAAGGUUCCUGAUGCUUUGGAGGCUGAUGCGAAAGAUGAGGAGGAAAGUCCUCUUAUGGCAACUAUUAGGGGCAAAUGCGUUACCCAGUUACUACUUCUUGGUGCUAUUGAUUGUAUUCAGAAGAAGUACUGGAGCAAGUUAAAAGCACAACAAAAGGUUGCUAUAAUGGAUAUUUUAUUAUCCAUGUUAGAAUUUGCUGCUUCAUAUAAUUCAUAUCCAAACCUUAGAACAAGAAUGCAGCGAAUUCCUGUUGAGAGGCCACCUCUAAACCUUCUCCGUCAAGAAUUAGCGGGAACUAGUGUAUAUCUGGAUGUGUUACAAAAAACUACUUCAGGUUUCCAUGCCAACAAGGAACAUCUUCCGGAAUCUAAUGUUUCUGAAGAUGUUGGUAUCACUUCAGUCAAAAAUGAUUCGAGUGUCAUCAGUGAUGCUGCUGUGGAUAAGAAACUUGAAGGAGUAGCGGAAGAGAAAUUAGUUUCUUUCUGUGAACAGGUACUCAGGGAAGCAUCUGAUCUCCAGUCCUCUGUAGGGGAGACUACUAAUAUGGAUGUCCAUCGAGUUCUGGAGUUACGGUCCCCAAUCAUUGUUAAGGUACUGAGAGGCAUGUGCUUCAUGAACACUGAGAUUUUCAGAAGGCAUUUAAGAGACUUCUAUCCUUUGCUUACUAAACUCGUGUGCUGCGAUCAGAUGGACAUCCGUGGAGCACUCGGAGAUCUUUUCAGGAUGCAGUUAAAAGCUUUACUACCAUAGUAUUGUCAAUAAUCUAAUGGUGUUCUCUUGGGGAAUGAUUUUCAGCUUUGCCUGCACAUUCCAAAUAUGGGUGUCUAAGGUUUUCAGCUCAUUUUUCCAUUGAAACAUUUCUUUUGCAGAUUAAGUACCUUAGAUGCCAUUGUUUGUGUAAAGAGUUUAGGAAGAAAAAAAGAAAAAAGAAGAUAUAGGAAUU